AUGGAUAUGCCUGGAGUGAACACUAUUAUUAUCCUGCCGACUUUUGAGUUGAUAGACAUGAGGCCUGUCAGAGAACGCUUGCUGUGCUGCGAGCUACGCAUUGCUUCUGCCGCUGAUACCAUAGUAAACAUUGAACACUUUGUCAAAAAGCCAAGUUCUGUUAAAGAAAGACGAGAUGGCUUCUCAGAUACAAAUGUCAAAUCUCUGACAAGCCCCGACCCGAAGCCAGACAUGAUUACAAGUGUGGUUGAUAUUGAACCCAGUGGCCAGCUCCUCUCCUACCUCGCUGUACCAUCCACUGUAUCACCCAACUUUGAACGCUUGGAAUACUCAAUGGACAAUAUGCACUCUACACCUGCAACCAGCUCAUGGGAAUUUCAACCACAGCCCCAACCACUAAUGACCUAUGGGGCUAUGGAAUGA
Molecule: messenger RNA, 423 nt
Organism: Blastomyces gilchristii SLH14081
Lineage: Eukaryota; Fungi; Ascomycota; Eurotiomycetes; Onygenales; Ajellomycetaceae
Exons: 2
Coding region: 1-423 (140 amino acids)
Source: RefSeq, a predicted model, not a curated record